AUGUCCAAUACUGUCUUAUCUUCAUGCUCUCCAUUCAAACUGGCCCUCGUUCAAAUUGGCGCAGGUGCUGACAAGUCCAAGAAUUUGAGCCAUGCUCGUGAAAAGAUCAUGGAAGCCUCCAAAAAUGGAGCACAAGUGGUUGUUUUGCCCGAAUGCUUCAACUCUCCUUAUGGCACCAACUUCUUCCCCGAUUACGCCGAGCCUUUGAAUGGAGGUGAAUCCACCACCAUGUUGUCGAAUGCUGCCAAGGAAGCCAACGUAUAUCUCAUUGGAGGCUCCAUCCCUGAAAAAGAGGAAUCCACUGGAAAAAUUUUCAACACAUUGACAGCUUACGAUCCCUCAGGCAAAAUGAUUGCCACACACCGUAAAGUUCAUUUAUUUGACAUUGACAUUCCCGGAGGCAUUACCUUCAAGGAGAGCGAUGUAUUAACUGGUGGAGAUUGGCUGACCCACGUAGAAACAAAGUAUGGCAAGCUGGGUGUUGGUAUCUGUUAUGACAUGCGAUUUCCCGAGAUGGCCACCAUCGCUGCUCGCAAGGGCUGUAUGGCCAUGAUCUAUCCUGGCGCAUUCAACAUGACCACAGGUCCCUUGCAUUGGGAGUUGCUGCAGCGUGCAAGAGCUGUCGAUAAUCAAAUGUAUGUUGCUGCUUGUGGACCAGCUCGUGAUGAGAGUGCCAAUUACGUUGCCUGGGGCCAUUCCACUAUUGUGGACCCCAAGGGUAAUGUUGUCUCUACAUGUGAAGAGAAGGAAACCAUCAUUUAUGCCGACAUUGACCCUGAAUUGAUCAAAACUACACGCGAAUAUAUCCCUCUCUAUCACCAACGUCGAUUUGACAUUUACGGCGAUGUAUCCGAAACAGUGCAAGAAAAUUCACAAGGGCAGGUUGUUAAAAAAUAA
Molecule: messenger RNA, 897 nt
Organism: Mucor velutinosus
Lineage: Eukaryota; Fungi; Mucoromycota; Mucoromycetes; Mucorales; Mucoraceae
Exons: 7
Coding region: 1-897 (298 amino acids)
Biological process (GO): oxaloacetate metabolic process; L-glutamine metabolic process
Cellular component (GO): mitochondrion
Molecular function (GO): omega-amidase activity
Source: RefSeq, a predicted model, not a curated record